Molecule: messenger RNA, 2223 nt
Organism: Trichoplusia ni (cabbage looper)
Lineage: Eukaryota; Metazoa; Arthropoda; Insecta; Lepidoptera; Noctuidae
Exons: 13
Coding region: 466-1071 (201 amino acids)
Molecular function (GO): protein binding
Source: RefSeq, a predicted model, not a curated record
UCUCCACCUCAACAUCAUAUCAAGAGUCCUUGUGAGUUUUACCACUAUAUCAUAUUAUGUUUCUUUACCUUGGUCUGUAUUGUACACUGUGUAUGCUCAGAGAAAUGACUGAAUUAGUGCUAAAAAUUUCUGACUUAUUAUAACCAUGCCGUGCAUAGUAUAUAACAGGAUCUGCCUGUUAACCAAAAUUUUUUGCCACGAUAUUUUUUUGCAUGUACGAUUAUUGUACAGAUUUAAUUUUGGUCACCUUGCUAACUUCUUAUGCCUCAAAUGCGUAAUGUAUAUUAUUUAAAAACAACAUUUUCGAACAUAAACAAGAAGAUAUAGAAGAAGAAAAAUGGAAAUACUCUUAAACACUUUUUGAUCUUAAAUACCCUUAAUAAAACCGUGUUUUUCCUCACUCGUGUCCGUAUAGCCAAGAACGUGGUCUAGGCGUACGCCUCCCCCGAGUCCCCGCUGUCCAAGAUGGAGGUGGCGCGGGCCACACCGCCACCCGUACUGGCGCAGCACUCACACCAGCCAUUCCACAUCCCGCCGCCAGAGAGAUUGUUACCUAUCGGUCCGAAGCCCAACAAGGAACAGUACCCAGUGUUCAACGCUCUUGUGAACCGCGUCAGGGAGGCACUGAGUCUACCACCCGAUGAUUCAACGGACAAGACGGACUCCUCUCGCUCGGAUGGGGACGCCACUCCCACUCCCAUCCCCACCAGUAGACCCCAUGAAUUAAAGAAGAAGAGUUCCGCUGAGAGCAGGUCACCCAGUCGUCUAGGUCGGCAAGUAGCGCAGGCUGGUUCACCACCACACGCUGUCGAGUGUAGAGGCUGUAGCGUUGCGUGGUGGGAGCGCAAGUCCCGCGCAGGCAGACGAGCGGCUCACGCCCAGCCCGCCCCGCGCGGGCCUGACCCACAACUGUGCUACCGAUGUGCAAAAUGCGGCACGGCAGCCGAACAAUACAGUGACGAGGAGUUGAGACUGUGCAUCAUAGUGUUAGCCACAUUUGUUCAUCGCGAACUAGCUGCUGCUGCCGGCAUGCUACUAGCUUUGCUGCAUAACGUCAGCAGAGCAUCCUAAAGCCAAUAUCCAAGAUCAUCCAAUACGGAGCUCAGAUCUUCAUGCUGAAGCUAUCCAUGAUAUCCGAGAUGAGCCUGGUGUGCACCCGGGACCGGGACAAGUUGAUGGUCUGCCGGGUGCUGGUCUACAAGCUGGUGCAGGCUUUGAGGACCAAGACCACCAUCCCAGAUGAUAACCUGUUUAUACUUAUACAGUUCGUGCUGCGAGGUCACGGCUGCCGGCUGGUGCUGCCGGCCACGCUGUGCGGCGAGCUGGCGGCCGGCGCCGUGGACUGCAUGCGCCCGCACCUGCCCGACAUGAUCGACCUGCUGUACGACCCGCAUCUGCUCAACAAGAUCAAGGGUUCUGUAUCGAAAUCAAUCGUGAACCACAACUUGAUCUGCCUGAACAAAGACACUCUGGGUGGGCGCCAUAGUGAAGGGCGGCAUAGCGCAGUACGUGGCGAUGGAACUGGCUCUGGAGCACAGCCGCGGGCGGACUGACCGCGCCCCUCCCGCCCGACACACGACGCCUUGGCUCAGUGCCUCGCUACCGGGAUCUCGCGAGGUGUGUGAGUGCGUGACCCGCGUGCGCUUGAUCUCGUGGCUGGUGAUGGGCACGCUGUGCAACAGCCGCACGCAGGCCGCGCACAGCGUGCAGCCGCAGCUGCACCAGCCAGUACCGCAGGAUGCGACAUGCCACAUCACCGUCUAUGUACAGACGAUAAUAUCAUCAUACGUAGAACAUUCAAAACCGGCGACGUCUCGCAUGAACGCUCUCCUUCACGCCUUCGUGCUGUGCCAGGUGUGGAUCCUGUAGGACCUGUAAGAACCUCGAGGAGUUGGUAGGCAGCGUUCCCACCCUGCAGUGAGCCCCACAAUACGACUGUCUGCAUCCUGCAGGACUUCUGGUGCAAGCUGGUAUCUAUGAUCCUGCAGGUCACCGUACAAUUUGAAGUGCUGACAGGGGCGGUGAACCUUCAUUGCUUGAGCCUUCUGGGAUCUUUACCGGAGUGUACUACUCUACUGUACUGAACAAAUUAUUACCACUGUGGCUACCAAUACUGCACUCACCGUUGUUCAAUAUGCCCCGGCACGUGUCGCAGCGCCUGUCGGUCUGCCGCGAGUUGCGGCCGGGCGCGGGCGGGGGCGCAGCCAGCAGCGCGGCCGCCCA